AUGAUCUUGCCUGUCCUCCUCCUUGCGGCCCUCGUGGCUCCCGCGGCCGCAAGCAACGGCCACUUGACCGUUCAGACCAGAACCGGCAUCUUCACUGGCCUCCUUAAUCCUGAGUUUCCCUCAGUCCGUGAAUUUCGGUCCAUUCCCUAUGCACAACCACCCGUAGCCUCCCGUCGAUGGCUGCCACCCGCACCACUUCCCAGCUCCAACCAAAGUCACUACGCGACCAGCUUCCCUCCCGCUUGCUCCCAAUAUGUCUCCUCCAAAUCCACCGUUUUCGGCAACAUAGUCCCUGAAUUCUUCAUCUGGGACGGCAAUGAGAACAGCACGGCGGGGUUAAUGGCCCAAGCCAGCUCCGAAGACUGCCUUCAACUCGCUGUCUGGACCCCCGCGAAUGCCUCCACUUCGAACCUUCCCGUUCUCCUCUUCAUGACAGGAGGUGCCUUCAAAACCGGCGGGAUCAAUGUGCCUUACCAACUACCCGCCUCCUGGGUAUCCCGCACCCAAAGCCACAUUGUAGUCACCAUCAACUACCGCGUCAACAUCAUGGGUUUCCCCAAUGCAGCCGGCCUCGAUGACCAAAACCUAGGAAUUCUCGACCAACGCGCCGCUCUCGAAUGGGUCCACGAAAAUAUCCACCACUUUGGUGGUGAUCCCGCUGCCAUCACCCUCUGGGGGCAAUCCGCGGGGUCUAUCUCCACCGACUUUCACACCUACGCCUGGCACGAUAACCUCAUCGCUCGAGCGACAUUCUCCCAAUCCGGAACAGCCCUCAAACCCCUCGACAACAAGGAUCACACCCACACAAACUUCACCUUUGUCGCAAAGCACAUGGGUUGCGACUUCCCUCAUAAUCCGGCAGCCGAACUCGACUGCAUGCGCCAAGUUUCCGUCAACCGGAUCGAGAACUUUGUCGGGCAGUACUUGGAUGCAGGAUCCACUCCAUCAUUGGUUUUCACGCCUAUCGCCGACGAGAAAAUCAUCUUCUCGGACUAUCCCGCUCGCGCAGCACAGGGUCUCAUUGCGAAUACCCCCGCCAUCAUGUCCAACUGCGCCAAUGAAGCAGUAGCACUCUAUCCUUUUCCUAGUACCAAUGUUACUGCGGGACCGUGGCAGCCUGGUGUGAACGCUGUAACGCUCAAGGACUGGCUAUGCGUCACCGCCAAUACGAGUAUUGUCCGCCACAACGCAGGACGGAAGACGUAUCGCUACCAAUACGCGGGAAAUUUUUCCAAUGUGAGUCCGUUCCAUUGGAUGGGAGCGUAUCAUUCUAGCGAUCUCACGAUGAACUUUGGGACGUAUCCGGACUUCCGCGGAGUGGGGACGCCGCUGGAGAAGAGGACUAGCGAGGUCAUGCAGGAUUAUUUGCUUGCGUUUGCUAGGGACCCAGUUCAGGGUCUCGAGCGAAUGGGGUGGCAGGCGUUUGAACUGAAUGCGGGUGAUGGAGGUUUUAUAAAGAGGUUUGGAGCUGAUGGGCUGGCUGAGCAGGAUGUCACUGGAAUGGAGGUGCAAGGAGCUUGCUGGGGGGAGGGGACGUAUGAUCCGUUCCCUUGAAAGUAGAAGGCUUGCUUAUCAGCGUUGGCUAAGCUGGUAAGUCAUGACACGCUGAUCUGGUGGC
This is a messenger RNA of Aspergillus ibericus CBS 121593, 1618 nucleotides long. Its product is annotated as carboxylesterase. NCBI's taxonomy places the organism in Eukaryota, Fungi, Ascomycota, Eurotiomycetes, Eurotiales, Aspergillaceae. The transcript has a single exon. Bases 1 to 1554 code for a protein of 517 amino acids. The record is from RefSeq and is a predicted model, not a curated record.